UACACGUGGCGACUCGGCACCAGAUACCAGCAGAGAGAUAAGAGGCAAGCAAACACAAGAUAGCGUGAGACCCAAGCAUCAUCAUCUUCAUCAUCUCAUUCAUUCCCCGAUUCAGAUCCAAUCAUCACCACAACAAUGGCGGCAGAUCCUAACCCUAACAAGUUCCCCGUCCUCUCCUACGUCUUGUCUCGUCUCCCUUCCUUCACCGCCACCAAAUCAUCUUCCCCUUCCUCCUCCUCCUCCGCUCCCGCCUUCGAUGUCGAGCAGCCGAUCGAGAUCGUCACCCAGAUGCCUCACUUGGGGCAUCCAUCCGUCCUCGCCUCCAUGACCAAAGCCAUCUCCGACGUGGCCCAGACCCGAUCCAUCCUCCGCACCCUCGGGCCCAGGCCCGAUCACGAGUCCGUGGACAAGGCGCGCGCCAAGCUCACGGAGAUCGAGGGGGUUCUAUCCGAAUCGCUUAACGACAUCGCGAUCAACGAUGCUGCUGCUUCGACGGAGGGGAAGGACGAGGAUGAGGAGAAGAAGAAGGAAGAGAUGGGGAAGGAUAAGACUGUGUGUGAGUCGAUUUUGAAAUUGGACGAGGUUCAUGAUUCGUAUGAGAAGCUGUUGAAGGAAGCGGAGGAGAGGCUGGUGAGGAUUUAUGAAUCUGAGGUGGUGGGGGGUGAGGAGGGCGUUGCGGCGGCGGUGGAGGUUAAUGAGGAGGUUGUUGGGAUACUGCAGCACGCGUUGGAUAAUCCGGUGGAGCGUGUGGAUUUGUCUGGGAGGAAGCUGAGGUUGCUCCCUGAAGCGUUUGGGAGGAUCCAAGGGUUGCUUGUUCUUGAUCUCUCCAACAAUCAGCUCCAGGCUAUUCCUGAUUCAAUAGCGGGACUGCAUGAUCUUGUUGAAUUAAAUGUCUCCGGGAAUAUUCUGGAGACUUUACCAGACUCUAUCGGCCUCCUGUCCAAACUGAAAAUUCUGAAUGUCUCGACUAACAAGCUCACCGUCUUGCCUGAUUCCAUCUGCCGUUGUGGGUCGUUGGUUAUCUUGGACGUGAGCUUCAACCGUCUCACCUACUUACCAACCAACAUCGGGUCCGAGCUAGUGAAUCUAGAGAAGCUAAUGAUCCAAUACAACAAGAUCCGAUCCUUCCCGAGCAGCAUAGGCGAAAUGAUAUCCCUAACGUACCUCGACGCCCACUUCAACGAGCUCCACGGUCUUCCUGAUUCUUUCUGUUUGCUCGCAAACCUCGAGUACUUAAACCUAAGCAGUAACUUCAGCGAUCUCAUCGAGCUCCCUAUUUCAUUCGGCGACCUCAUAAAUCUCCAAGAGCUCGACUUGAGCAACAACCAGAUCCACGCCCUCCCUGACACUUUCGGCUCACUGGAAAGCCUGACGAAACUGAAUGUGAGCCAGAACCCGCUCGUGGUCCCACCGGAGGAAGUGGUGAAGGAAGGUGCAGAAGUGGUGAAGAUGUAUAUGGGAAAGAGAAGGAUAAGUAUGUUUGAAGUAGAGGAGAAGAGGAAAAUGGAGGAGGAGAUGGAGCAGGCAAACGCCGGGUGGCUCACGAGAACAACAUCCAAGCUGAAAACGUAUGUCACAGAUGUUUCAGAGUAUCUGGGAUCGGGUUCUCCUCGAGACUCUUACCUUGAGCAGAAGCUAUGAAUGUGUGGCUUUUGACUUCGAAUAACUCUUUGAUUCCAAAGAGAUGGUGCUGCUCCUUUCGGCUGGUUUUGUCUCCUUUUCUCCCUCUCUCAUUAGAGUAUAUAAUGAAGGACUCUUUACUUGUUUACCAUUUUGAUUCUUUCUGAUAGGUUAUGCCCUGUCAUUUAACUUUAGGUUCAUACUUUAAAAUCAAACCUUCACGGAUUUUGCUUAUGUUUUGUUGGUUAAUAAAAAGCUCCAAAGGAGUUUAACUGA
Molecule: messenger RNA, 1896 nt
Organism: Brassica napus (rape)
Lineage: Eukaryota; Viridiplantae; Streptophyta; Magnoliopsida; Brassicales; Brassicaceae
Product: plant intracellular Ras-group-related LRR protein 9
Exons: 3
Coding region: 136-1641 (501 amino acids)
Molecular function (GO): protein binding
Source: RefSeq, a predicted model, not a curated record